UUAGAACGUCUCGGUAUAAAUAAACAAAUAUAUUUAUCAGAGCCCAUAAUAAAGGACAGCGGGGGGGUUAAAGGCGCGCCGCCGGCAGACCGCGGGGGUGCGCGCGGAGACAGUCUAGUCCCGUCCUCCUGUCUGUCUGUCUCUGUCUCUCUGUAUGGAUUUCUACUCCUCAUGUUCUUCAAACUCUCCGUGACGUCCACCAACUGUUGAGGUCAGGCUCUGGAGAAAGUCCCCCCCCCCCUCCUCCCCCCUCACUCUGGAGUCUCUCCCCGGAAAAGAAGCGCGAGCUCCGGGGUGGAAGAGGAAGAAGGAAGAGCGGGGCUUUUCUUUUCUUUUCUCUUUGUGCGUGUGUGUGUGUGGUUCCUUCCGAGGAGUCCGACCUUUGCCGUAGCCGGAGCUUAGGCGUUGGCACCCGGGGGCCGGGAGUCCCUCGCCAUGGCCGGGGCCAAGCCGGGAGUCCACGCUCUGCAGCUCAAGCCCGUGUCCGUCCACGAAGCGCUGAAGAAGGGGGGCAAAUUCAUCAAAUGGGACGAGCCGACUCUGGAGCCUAAACUCAAGGAUAACAACAACGUGCCGCCCACCCUAGUGACUCUGAAAGUUGACCCAGAUGGAUUCUACCUCUACUGGACUGGAGGCUCCAACCUGGAGGUGGAGAUUCUUGACAUCAACACCAUCAGGGACACCAGAACCGGAAAAUACGCCAAACAACCAAAGGACGCCAAGGUGCGGGACGUGCUUGGCUUCGGUAAGGGUGAAAACGUUGAAGGGAAGCUGGUAACGGUUGUCCAUGGCAAUGACCUGGUCAACAUCUCCUUCCUCAACUUCCAGGCUAUGCAGAAAGAUGCAGCAAAGAUUUGGACGGAUGAGCUGUUCACUUUGGCCACAAACAUACUUUCCCAGAAUGCAUCGCGGCACACCUUCCUCCUCAAAGCGUACACAAAGUUGAAGCUGCAGGUGAAUCAGGAUGGAAAAAUCCCUGUGAAGAACGUUCUGAAGAUGUUUUCAGAUAAAAGGCGCGUGGAGACGGCUCUGGAGCAGUGUGGCCUCGUCAAUAACAAGGCUGAGGGAAUAAAGCCAGACGAUUUCACGUGGGAGGCCUUCCAGAGGUUUCUCGACAGCCUCUGUCUGCGGCCCGAGAUACAGAGCAUCUUUGAGGAAAGCGGCUCCAAGAGGAAGCCGUUCAUCUCUCUGGACCAGUUGAUGGACUUUAUUAACCGCAGGCAGCGAGACUCCAGGCUGAACGAGGUGCUGUACCCCCCCUUGAAAAGGGAACAGGUCCGACAGAUCAUGGAGAAAUACGAGACCAACGCCAGCCAGCUCGAGAGAGACCAGAUCAGUUUGCAGGCUUUCAGUCGCUACCUGGAAGGAGAGGAAAACAGCAUCGUGCCCCCAGAGAGGCUGGACAUCAUCGACGACAUGAACCAACCACUGUCCCACUACUUUAUCAAUUCCUCGCACAACACGUACCUCACGGUGGGUCAGCUGACUGGCCUGUCGUCAGUGGAGAUCUAUAGGCAGGUGCUGCUGACCGGCUGUCGCUGCGUUGAGCUGGACUGCUGGAAGGGCCGGCCUCACGACGAGGAGCCUUACAUCACCCACGGCUUCACCAUGACCACUGAGAUCCCCUUCAAGGAGGUGAUCGAGGCGAUAGCAGAAAGUGCUUUCAAGACAUCGCCGUACCCCCUCAUCCUGUCCUUUGAAAACCACGUAGACUCGGCCAAGCAGCAGGCCAAAAUGGCAGAGUACUGCAGGACCAUCUUUGGAGACGCCCUGCUCAUUGAACCACUGGAGAAGUAUCCGCUGGUCCCCGGUCAGGCCCUCCCUUCUCCACAGGAGUUGCUGGGUAAGAUUCUCAUCAAAAACAAGAAGAAGCACCAGCACCACCGACCCUCGAGUAGCGGAAGCAUAAGACGCAGAGAGCUGGAGGAACAGUCGUCGCCCAACAUCGACUGCCCACUGAUGGACAGCGAGGGAGGCCAGCCGCUCUCCAACGGGGAGGAAAAGCUGGUUGAGAGGAUGGUCAAAGACUUUGAGCCUCGCAAAUCCCUGGGAGGCGAGGGGGAAAGCGAGGAGGACGAGGACGACGAGCCGACGGCGGAGCUGAAGAAGCCAAACUCGGACGAGGGUACCGCCAGCAGCGAGGUGAACGCCACCGAGGAGAUGUCAACUCUUGUCAACUACAUCGAGCCUGUCAAAUUCAAGAGCUUCGAGGUGGCAAACAAGAGGAGGAAGUUCUUUGAAAUGUCUUCGUUGGUGGAAACUAAAGGCAUGGACACCCUGAAGAGCUCCCCCAUCGAGUUUGUCGAGUACAAUAAGAAUCAGCUGAGCCGAAUCUACCCCAAAGGAACCCGGGUGGACAGCUCCAAUUACAUGCCUCAGCUCUUCUGGAAUGUGGGCUGCCAGAUGGUGGCGCUAAACUUCCAAACACUCGACCUUCCUAUGCAGCUGAACAUGGGCGUGUUUGAGUACAACGGCCACAGCGGCUACCUGCUGAAACCUGAGUUCAUGAGGAGGACGGACAAGCACUUUGACCCUUUCACAGAAAACAUCGUGGACGGUAUCGUCGCAAAUACAGUCAAAAUCAAGGUGCUCUCGGGCCAGUUUCUCAUCGAUAAAAAGGUGGGCGUGUACGUGGAAGUGGACAUAUUUGGACUUCCUGCUGAUACGAAGAGGAAGUACAGAACCAAAACAUCCAACGGGAACUCGCUGGACCCCGUGUGGGACGAUGAAAUGUUUGUGUUUAAUAAGGUGGUCCUUCCCACGCUGGCCUCUCUGAGGAUAGCGGUGUUUGAAGAAAACGGCAAGUUUAUUGGACACCGGAUCCUCCCCGUGUCGGCCAUUAGACCGGGGUACCACUACAUCAACCUGAAGAACGAGCUGAACCAGCCCCUGCUCCUGCCCUCGCUGCUGGUUUAUGCCGAAGCUCAGGACUACAUCCCCAAUGAACACCAGGAGUACGCAGAGGCUCUGACCAACCCCAUCAAACACAUCAGUCAGUUGCAUAAGAGAGAGACGCAGCUGGCUGCUCUCAUAGAGGACAACAGCGAGCAUGUCCCCAACCAGCCCAAAGACGGAGAGAAGACAAAGAUGGAGUGGGAAGACAUUUCACAAAGUCGACCCCAACUCCCCGUUCCAGUACUGGAAAAUGCCCCCGACAUCAUCAAGUUACCUGCACCGGCUCAAAGUCCAAAGGAAGACCUCAUUGCCACUGUUCUAGCAGAGGUCCAGGCUCAGUCCAUAGAGGAGUUGAAACAGCAGAAGAACUACCUGAAGGCGCUAAAGAAACAGGGAAAAGAAAUCAAAGAGAUGCGUAAGAAACACCUGAAGAAGGUGUGGAACCUGAGUAAAGAGCAGAAGAGUCGCAAUUGCCAGCUUCAGUCCGACACCCAGAGGAGACGCAGUCAGAUGGAGAAGCACCUCAAACGUAGCAUCAAGAAAAACGAGCCUCAUGACCCGGUGCAGCGUGACCUGACCGCGUUGGAUCAGGAGCUGGAGAAGCAGACGGUCCAGCUGAGGGAAUGGCAGAUGCAAGAACUGCUGAAGCUCCGACAACAGCUUCACUCACUGGAGAGAGAGAAGCAUCAAACACACCUGCAGGAGGCCUUGCAGAAGUUAAAGGAGACGACCGUUGAAUGCCAAGCAGCUCAGCUGAAGAAGCUCAAGGAGACGUGUGAAAAGGAGAAGAAAGAACUGCAGAAAAUCCUGGACAGGAAGCGACAAAACAGCAUCUGCGAAGCCAAGACCCGCGACAAAGACAAGGCGGAAACGGAACUGAAUGAGAUCAACAGAAAACACAUUCAAGACUCUGUCUCGUUAAUCCGCGGGCUGGAGGAGGCUCAGACCCGGAGGCAGGAUAAGCUGAUGCUGCGUCAGCGGGAGGUGCUGCAGCAAAUAGACGAGGAACUUCCACUGAUGCAGUCCAAGUUGGAGCGGGAACUAGAGCAGGAGUAUCAGAGGCUGCCGGAGGAGAUCUGCCAGCACCUCCAGUUGGAGCUCAAAAGCAAAGGUCUCCGGAAAGACGCCCUGUUCUCGUCCCAUUGCCACCGCAGCAGCCCGAGCCCCGGCCCCGGCCCCGGCUCCGGCCCGCCCUCCAACUGCUCCACGCCGUCUUACCCGUCGACGCCCGAUCGGAUCUCCUGGACCCGCAGCAUGGACAAUAGCACGGCGUCGUUGGCCGAUUCCACCUCCUCGUCCACCACUCCCGUCCUUUCAGAGGCCGAGAUGUCGUUCAGCUAGAAUUCUUACUUGUUAAAAGGAAAAUACAGUUCUUUCAAGUAGGGGUCAUAAUUAAUAUAAUGUGGGAUGUAAUGAUGUUAAUAAUCUGCUAAUUUUAUUCCUUCUUUUACUACAGACUGUUUAGUUCCUGUCUACAGAGUUAUAUUAUUUUUUAUUUAGCUGUUUGUCAGAUACACAUCGUGACAUUUGUUGGAAGAUGUGUGUCCAAACUUUUGGAUUUUUUACAUUCAUUGUCUGUCCGUCUUGCUUUUAAUGUCAUAUUCUUUCAUUAUUGCCUUUUUCUAUGGUCAGUAAGC
Gasterosteus aculeatus aculeatus (three-spined stickleback) is the source of this 4532-nucleotide messenger RNA. Lineage: Eukaryota; Metazoa; Chordata; Actinopteri; Perciformes; Gasterosteidae. The record is from RefSeq and is a predicted model, not a curated record.